Peromyscus maniculatus bairdii (prairie deer mouse) is the source of this 3191-nucleotide messenger RNA. RefSeq names its product KISS1 receptor (gene Kiss1r). The record is from RefSeq and is a predicted model, not a curated record. Gene Ontology annotation, cellular component: plasma membrane. NCBI's taxonomy places the organism in Eukaryota, Metazoa, Chordata, Mammalia, Rodentia, Cricetidae. Gene Ontology annotation, biological process: G protein-coupled receptor signaling pathway. Gene Ontology annotation, molecular function: G protein-coupled receptor activity.
UCCCGGGGCGCGGGUGCGGGAAGGGGCGCGCGCCCGGGCGCACGGCCCGGGGUGAUGGGCUCGGCGGGGACCGAGGUGGAGAAGGAAGCCGACCCCAGCCGGUCUGAGCCAGCCUGGUGGAGGAGCCCCGCCGCGGUGCACGCCCCAGCACUCCGGGGCCCGAGGCGGGAGAAUCAGGAGAGUUCCGGGCCAGCCUGGGCUACGGGAUUGGCCGGGGGGCAGGGCAGGUGCGGCGCACACCUGACCCCCGGCACUGGUUAGCAGGGGCAGGAGGAGCAGAUGUUGAAAGUCAUCGGCUGACAGCAAGUUCCGGGCCAGCCUGGGCUAGGGGAGAGGCGCGCGCCUUUGGUCCACCAAAAAUAAACGACUCAGUGAAUUAAAGCCAAAGUCAGCGUCCGCCCCGAGGCUUCGGGGGAAGCCGGCACAGAGGGAAGGGGCGCGGGGCUGCGAGCGGCUUGAGUCCCGGGGUGGGGCGGAGAAGGGGUGCAUCCUGGAACCCCUGGCCUGCAGCUCGCUCGGUCGGGGAUUGUUCGGGGUCUCCAGGGCUGCUUCCUGUUUGCUCCCCGCCUCCUUUGAGCCCGCCCCUCAGUGUGGGGGGACCCUAUACACACGCGGUAGACACACCGCCACCGAGUCACACCUUCGGUCCCCUCUUUCAACCCGUUUUAUUUUUCCCUGCUGCAUAGUAUUCCGGUGGCUUGCCAGGGACACCAUCUCAGGGCCCCGAGGGAGCUUCUGAGAUACCUUGGGCAGGGGUGUCACGGUGUGGCUGAGGCCCGGUCCCCACGGCUCCCGCUGACAGCUGCCACAGUGCCCAUGCCCACUCUCCCACCAGGAACAGGCCACUGGGUGCCAGUUAGAGGGGGAGCCUUAGCCGGGUGGUGGUGGCGCACGCCUUUAAUCCCAGCACUCAGGAGGCAGAGGCAGGAGGAUAUCUCUGAGUUCGAGGCCAGCCUGGUCUACAGAGUGAGUCCCAGGAAAGGCGCAAAGCUACACAGAGAAACCCUGUCUCGGAAAACAAAAAAUAAAAAUAAAAAUAAAAAAAUAGAGGGGGAGCCUUGUAACCACCAGAGUCAGCCCAAUGGAACCGAGGGUCCCUCCCCUGUCCCGAGGCCUCCUAUGGCUCCCAUGUCCCGGGGAGCCUCCCCUAGGGCUUCUCCAGAAGGCGGGCCUGGGCCACUCGCCUGGCUGCAGCCUCCCCCGCGAGGGAGGGCGGCGACCCCUCCCCUGCUCGGUGCCCAGCGCCCUCCCUCCUCCUCCUCAUCCGGGCACAGCUCUGGGGAGGGCGAGCGCAAGGCUCUGGAGUGGUGACUGCGCAGGGAGACGGGAAGGCGGGGACAGGGGGGGCGCGCGGUAUAAGAGUGGCCGCUGGCACAGGAGCCGCGCCCCAGCCCCCUGCGCCGCCGGCAGCAGAGCCCCGGGCGCCGGCACCCCGGGAGGGCGGCCCGGAGGAGGAGGAGGAGGAGGAGGAGCGGGGUCCUUCCCCAGUCCCCGCAGUCCGGGGACUCAACCCGCGAAGGCUGCCUGGAGGAGGAGGGCGGCCGGGCAUGGCUACCGAGGCGCCCUUGGGUCCCAACGCGACCUGGUGGGCUCCGGCCAACGCGUCGGGAUGCCCAGGGUGCGGUGCCAACGCCUCGGACGGCCCGGGCGCGGCGCCCAGGCCCCUGGAUGCCUGGCUGGUCCCCCUGUUCUUCGCCGCGCUCAUGUUGCUCGGGCUGGUGGGGAACUCGCUGGUCAUCUACGUCAUCUGCCGCCACAAGCACAUGCGGACGGUGACCAACUUCUACAUCGCGUCCGCGUGUCCCCCACCUGUAGCCAACCUGGCGGCCACGGACGUCACCUUCCUGCUGUGCUGCGUCCCCUUCACGGCGCUGCUCUAUCCGCUGCCCGCCUGGGUGCUGGGAGACUUCAUGUGCAAAUUCGUCAACUACAUCCAGCAGGUGUCAGUGCAAGCCACAUGCGCCACCUUGACGGCCAUGAGCGUGGACCGCUGGUACGUGACUGUCUUCCCGCUGCGCGCCCUGCACCGCCGCACCCCGCGCCUGGCCCUGGCCGUCAGCCUCAGCAUCUGGGUGGGUUCUGCAGCCGUGUCCGCCCCGGUGCUGGCCCUGCACCGCCUGUCGCAGGGGCCUCGCACCUACUGCAGCGAGGCCUUUCCCAGCCGCGCCCUGGAGCGCGCCUUCGCGCUCUACAACCUGCUGGCUCUCUACCUGCUGCCCCUGCUCGCUACCUGCGCCUGCUACGGUGCCAUGCUGCGCCACCUGGGCCGAGCUGCUGUGCGCCCCGCGCCCACUGACGGCGCCCUGCAGGGACAGCUGCUGGCACAGCGCGCCGGAGCGGUGCGCACCAAGGUCUCCCGGCUGGUGGCCGCUGUGGUCCUGCUCUUCGCCGCCUGCUGGGGCCCGAUCCAGUUGUUCCUGGUGCUCCAAGCCCUGGGCCCCGCGGGGGCCUGGCACCCUCGCAGCUACGCCGCCUACGCGCUCAAGAUCUGGGCUCACUGCAUGUCCUACAGCAACUCGGCACUCAAUCCGCUGCUCUACGCCUUCCUGGGCUCACACUUCAGACAGGCCUUCUGCCGAGUGUGCCCGUGCGGCCCCCGACGACGCCAGCGCCGGCCCCUCGGCUCUGCACUCUCCGACCGAGCCCAGACCCACACAGCGCCGCACUGCCUGGCCCGGCAACAGGCUGGCGUCAGGACGCCGGAGCCUGGGAACCCUGCAGCGCGCUCGCCAUGCGUCCUGCGUGAACAGGCUGCUCCACGCUGAGCUAAUCCCUCCGGGGACAAUCCAGCCCGUGUUCAGUAGUUAAUGGCUUAGUUUGUGUCCCUGGUAACCCGUGUAAACCGCCUUCUCUUCUUCGGGUUGGCACCGUGGGCCGUGGUUUUUGCCGUGGUUGUGAUACUACUCUGUACUCUACAGCGUUUGAAGAUUAAUGUCCCCACUUUCCGCAUCUACUUCAGGACUUUGUGCUUAAUAGGCAAGUGCUGGACCACUAAGCUAAAUACCCAGCCUCUUUUUCCUUUCCCCUACCCAUUGUAAAACAGGGUCGCAAGUAGCCCAGGCUGGCCUCCAACUCUGUGUAGGUAAGGCUGACCCUGAUCCUCUGGCCACGACCUUGGGACCUAAGCCACCAAGCCCAGCUUUCUUUUUCUAUUUUGAGACAAGGUCCUAACAUCAGAAAAAAUAAAAAAU